UUGAGGCUGGGUGUGCCGCCGCCUGCCGUGCCCGCCGCCGCUCCCACCAUGUCGGGCUCCUCCAACGUGGCGGCCAUGAAGAAGGUGGUGCAGCAGCUGCGCCUGGAGGCCAGCGUGACUCGCGUGAAGGUUUCUCAGGCUGCAGCAGACUUGAAGCAAUUCUGCCUGCAGAAUGCACAACAUGAUCCCCUACUGACAGGAGUAUCAUCGAGUACAAAUCCAUUCAGACCCCAGAAAGUUUGUUCAUUUUUGUAAUUAUGUGAACUACUUGGGUAUCUUUCAGUGAUCUCUUAGCAUCUUUUCCUAGCUGCUGAUGUGUGUAUGGGCAGAGUGCCUCACGGAGUGGCCUGGUUUGAAGUCUGUACAAAAGCUUAGCUUUAACGUGCCAAAUCUAACUGUAAAAUUGCUACUGUUGUCAAACCUCUUACCAUCUACCUCUCCAAAUGAACUGUAUGCUAGUUACAAUACUUCUGUUUCAUAAGGGAAUCAGUUUUAUAUGCCAAGUAAAAAAUAAAAGUGUCUUGAAAUUACUGUAACAAGUUGAUUAACUUCUGGAUAUGUUGACACUUCACCAGUUACUGCAUCACUCUGCAGCAGCUGGAAAGUAUAUACAGGAGUCUGUCUUUAAAUAUUCCAUGCUGCUGCAAGUUUGCCUGGGGUUGACAGUCUUACAGAACAAUGAGGCUUCAUCAUCAGUACUAUACUUAGAAGCAUAAUAGAAAUAGAACAGAAAAAAAUUUUUUGGCUGUUAGUUUAUAAUUCAACUAUAUAGCUGUUUAUAAUUCAACUGUAUAGCUGUCUCAUAUCACAGACAUCAAAUAAAGACAGAGAGUAACUUAAUUAUUCUUUAUGUUAAAGAGUAAUUCUAUCCUAGUAGAUGACUGACUAUGAGCCAUCUUACUCUUC
Molecule: messenger RNA, 906 nt
Organism: Gymnogyps californianus (California condor)
Lineage: Eukaryota; Metazoa; Chordata; Aves; Accipitriformes; Cathartidae
Gene: GNG5
Product: G protein subunit gamma 5
Exons: 3
Coding region: 49-255 (68 amino acids)
Biological process (GO): G protein-coupled receptor signaling pathway
Cellular component (GO): heterotrimeric G-protein complex
Molecular function (GO): G-protein beta-subunit binding
Source: RefSeq, a predicted model, not a curated record